AUGUUGAUGUGUAAGUUUUGGUGGCAUUUACUGGAACCAUGUCUUGAUCGUUGCACUGAAUCUACUGCACCAUCAUCAUUAGCUGGACAUUUACUCCUUUUAUCUGGUUUACUUCGUGGUAGUCCACUGAAUCAAUUGAUAAAAAUCAACGAAAUGAACGAGUUCAAACAUAAUUCAUCAUUGAAUAGCUGUUCUGUUCUUAUUGCUAAUUCUCCCGUUAAUAAUAAUAAUAAUAAUAAUAAUAAUAAUAAUAAUAAUAAUGAUACUGGCCUUAGUAUUCAUGAUGAGGAAAGUAAUGGGCAUAACGAUUGCCAAAUUGAAAGUAAUUACGUCAAGGAAACUUACACACCAACUAAUUGUAGCCCAUUACAUAAGAUUAUUGCCUAUCUUUGUCAAAAUGAAUUGGUUUCUGCCAUGUCGCUUAGUUCUAAAGUAGGUCUAUUAGAAUGUGUCCAAGUGUGUAUUAAACAUAUAGAAGAAGCGGUUGUUUUAUUAAAACCGGAACCAAAACAUCAAUGGGAUACUCUACAGCUGAAUGAUGAUGGUCCUAAAAAUGUUAUUCACUGA
Schistosoma turkestanicum is the source of this 567-nucleotide messenger RNA. The record is from the annotation of a GenBank genome assembly. Lineage: Eukaryota; Metazoa; Platyhelminthes; Trematoda; Strigeidida; Schistosomatidae.